AUGUGGCUCCGCUAUGUAGACGACACCUUUGUCGUAAUAAAGAACCGCGACGUCGAAAGGCUACAUCAGAGGCUGAAUGAAGUCUUUCCGGCCAAACAAUUUACCCGCGAAGAGGCAGUAGGAGACAGUCUGUCGUUUCUGGACGUGAAAAUACAAAGGCUGGAUGACGAUUACCUCGCAACCAGCGUCCAUAGAAAAGGGUCUGAUUCUGAGAUCAUCCUCAAUUAUGGAAGCAAUCACCCUGCGGCUCACAAAAGAAGCUGCGUCCGAACCCUCUUCCACCGGGCCUACCGGUAUUGCAGCAAUGAAGAUCUGCUGAAGAAAGAACUAGGCUUUCUAUAUCGGCUAUUUCGAUCUAACGGAUACCCAGUCAGUUUCGUGAAGAACUGCCUCAGACGUCAGGCACAACCUCGAGACCCCUCCUCAGAUAGAGAAACCGUGACGCGGAAAUUCUUCUCCCUGCCCUAUAUGCAGGGGACCUCAGAAAUGAUCGCCCGUCAGUUAAGUCAGUUCGGUAUUCGCGUUUCCCACAAGCCUGCAUCCUCGCUGCGCACAGUCUUAACUCCAGUAAAGGAUUCUAUCCUCAAAGAGGAACAGACUAACGUCAUUUAUCGCAUCCCGUGUGCCAAUUGUCCCUGCGUAUAUGUUGGUCAUACAGGACGACGCCUGGGAACUCGUAUUAAUGAACACAAACUAGCUGUCCGUCGCCGUGAUCUACUGUCCCUCGUCUUUGCACACGCACUCCAGUGCGACCACCGUUUUAAUUGGGAUAACACCGAGGCCAUCGCCACGGCCAACACAAAACGGGCGAGAGAAUUCCUAGAGGCAUGGCACUCUAACGCGGAUAGCAUCAACCGCCAUGUUGACCUAGACGUCCAUUAUGAGGGCCUAAGAUCACGCCUCACUAAGCCGAGCCCCACGCCGCAUCAGCAGCCGCUAAUCCAGGCGCCCGCAGUUCUGCCAACCUACCAUUCUCCCUCCCCUCCAACACGGGAGCCGUAA
Molecule: messenger RNA, 1002 nt
Organism: Spirometra erinaceieuropaei
Lineage: Eukaryota; Metazoa; Platyhelminthes; Cestoda; Diphyllobothriidea; Diphyllobothriidae
Source: the annotation of a GenBank genome assembly